ACGUGCCCAAAACGGCAGGUUCAUUCUCACUCAACUUACCCAGAAUGAAGUUCGGUCAAACCAAAAGGUUCACAAAACGUGUAAUCUCCAGUACCAAGCAAGGGUCUCGAUGGGAGGAGUCAGCCACGUGCAUUUGAUUGGAUACGGUGACGCUCCAGGAGGGAAAGGAUAGGCAGAGGCAAAAUGAAUGGCUCCCGUUUCGUGUUAUUUUUAAACCUGAUCACGUGGAUAGCUGAACCGCCGACAGGACAGGCGGACGUCCAUUGAUGCUGCGCCAACAUGAAGCUGUCGAGAAACUGGUCGACAACUCAACCUAAACCUACGCAAGUUGACCAUGUCUCUCCGCAAAAGGUUCAUGUCUUUCCAGAAAUCUGGGCGGAAAAACCGGGCACUGACGCCUAGUACACCGAGUCCGGAGGAGCCCGACAAGACGGCAGUGACGGCACUGACCCCUAAUAUCACACCGGAUUUGGUGGAGGACAGGAAGUCACUGGGGUUAUUUGUUCUGGUAGAACCGCCGUCAUGGACAGUUGACGUGGUAGCUAUCCAUGGCCUAAACGGAGACUACCUGAAAAGCUGGACCCAUCGCGUGUCUGGGGCCAUGUGGCUAAAGGAGUUCCUCCCAUCCUCCUUUCCAAACGCCAGAGUCAUGAGCUUUGGCUGGGAUUCCCGCAUCACCGGGAACUCCUCAACGGCGACGUUGAAAGAGUGGGCCGACCAGCUUGCAGUUCAGCUCUCUUUAAGACGUCAGAGCGCUGAGUCACGCGGAAUCCCCAUCAUCAUCAUUGCCCAUAACGUUGGUGGGCUCAUGGCCAAGCGUAUGCUUCUCAACGCCUCCUUAACCCCACGCCGGAUCGAUAUAUUCAAUUCAGUUGCGGCUAUAGUGUUCUUAGGGACCCCGCAUCGCGGCUUUGGGUCACUUUCCACCUUUUUCGCGAUCUCAACGAUAGGAUCGAGAAAUAACACACUGCUGUCCGAACUGAAGGAAUCACAGUCUCAUCGCGAUCUUGACGAGCAGUUUUACAUGCUCCUUGACGGAACGCACUUGGAUGUUUACAGCUUCUAUGAGAUGCAAAAGACGGGGCUUGUUCCUCAGCUCGUCUCAAAGGACGAGGCGUUUCUGGGCCACCCGAGGGAGCGACUAUCUGGUCUUGCAUCCAAUCAUUCGGGACUAGCCAAAUUUGAUUCCAGGGAAGACUGGGGUUACAUACAGAUCGUUGCAGCUAUCGAUGAGGCGAUAGAUCACUACGCUCGCCGAAGUGCGUCACCGUUGCGAGCGCCUUCCCAGGAGCCAAGCAGCGAUCCCGCGCGUCUCGAAAGCUCAGGCCUAUUGGGUGUCGGGCCGGACUUCCCACCGACGCUCAGGUAUGCACAUCAGGUGCAAUCGAAUCCUCGCCCGCAGCGGGGGGAACUGCCGUCUCCCAUCAGGCGAGAGCCGGCUGCACGUUUUGUCUUUGAUACUCUUGCUACAUCAGAAGGAGUCGAAACUGGCAGUGUCUUUGCGGAAGAAUGGUUCGAUAAUCUCCGUGACAAGGUCCACCAAACUGUUGAAGAGAGACAUAAGGACAGUGACCCGCGUGUUAAGGUUGCCAUCCUCGACAGCGGCGUCGAUCGAUCCCAUCCAAUGCUGAAGGACUUCUUCGACAGAGGCCAAAUCACGGCGAAGAGCUUUAUUGAGGGGGAGCCUGGGACCAGGGACGUGUGCGGCCACGGGACACAUAUGGUCGACCUUAUCCUUCGGACCGCACCGAAUGCCCAUGUCUGUAUGGUAAAGGUGUUCUUGAGUGGACAGAGUACCGAGAUGGAUCGAAACCAGAACUUGAUAGCCGAGGCCAUCCGCCACGCGAUGGAUAUAGAGCAGGCCGACAUAAUCUCCAUGUCGUGGGGUUAUCAAAAGGAGAUUCCCAUCAUCACAAAAGCCAUCAGAGAAGCGUUCCAUCGAAACACGAUAAUCAUCGCCUCGGCGUCCAACAUGGGAUCACUGUCUAAGGAGUCCGUUGCAUUCCCCGCCAGCUUGAGGCAGGUCAUCUGCAUCAAUUCGACCGACGGAUACGGCAACCCGUCCGAAUUCAACCCCGCGCCAUCGCCGGACCGUGGCUUUGCUGUGAUUGGAGAGGGAUUACAAGUUGCUUGUCCGCUCAAGAUUGGCGACAUCUUGCGAGUCAUACGGGGCACUUCUGCUGCGGCGGCUAUCGCUUCCGGCCUUGCCACGUUAGUCCUUCAGUACUCGAGACAGCGGGCCAACGCCGGCAAGGCAGUCAAAGAACCGAGUCGGCUGAAGGACUGCGAUGCUAUGCGGAAGGUAUUUUACGGAAUGUCUAAUCAGCGCCUCGGAUACCAUGUGCUAGUCCCGGAUCUCAUAUUCCAUGAAACCGGCGAGGAACGGCAUUACCGUAUUAGCCAGCGGAUCUCUGCUAUGUUGGAUGCGUUGUAAAGAGAGACAGAUUUCUUGGGGUGGCAGGGGAAUUUAGGGCACGUUACAAUUCUUUCCGGUGUCAAAUG
Messenger RNA from Chaetomium fimeti, 2502 nucleotides. RefSeq names its product peptidase S8/S53 domain-containing protein. Gene Ontology annotation, biological process: proteolysis. Gene Ontology annotation, molecular function: serine-type endopeptidase activity. NCBI's taxonomy places the organism in Eukaryota, Fungi, Ascomycota, Sordariomycetes, Sordariales, Chaetomiaceae. The coding region runs from base 335 to 2434 and encodes 699 amino acids. The record is from RefSeq and is a predicted model, not a curated record. The transcript has 6 exons.